Messenger RNA from Dissoconium aciculare CBS 342.82, 2390 nucleotides. RefSeq lists its product as uncharacterized. The coding region runs from base 183 to 2177 and encodes 664 amino acids. The record is from RefSeq and is a predicted model, not a curated record. NCBI's taxonomy places the organism in Eukaryota, Fungi, Ascomycota, Dothideomycetes, Mycosphaerellales, Dissoconiaceae. The transcript has 5 exons.
ACUUGGUCGGACUUUUUCCCGCCAUCGCUUGUUUUCUUCGGUUGCCGCGAAAGUCACUUCUGUGAUUGAUUUGGUGAUCAGUGUUAUUUACAUUCCUCGGGCUCCUGGCUGUCGACACCUGAAUUCGUCAGGGUCCGACCGAACACAAUCCACCAGACGCCGUAGCCAUCUGAGCAGGGACAAUGUCUGGCGUCGACGUCGAACGUCAAGCCCUCCCGGCUGUCACCAAUGCAGACGCUGUUAACUCCGCUUCUCCACACAAGACCGGUGACCGCGUGCGAGAAGUGUUCCGGCACUUCCUUCAUCCCAAUGGGAAGAGAGUUCAUGUCGCCCAGUCUCCCGAGGAAGCCGAACGAUUGCGGAAUGACCUCCGCAGGAACUCCAACGUGGAGGAUUUUGAUGUUGUGCUCUCGGGAACACAGGAGCAUCUGGAGACGUUGAGGCUUGCGCAGAAUCAUCAUGAGAACCAUCAGAAUGAAUUGCGAGAGAAGCACAAGGAUGUAUACGACCAUAUCACGAGUGUCAAUCACAACCUCGCGGCUAUCGCGGAUGAAUUGAAGCGUGUCGGCACGAACGGCGUCAGUCUCGACGCGCACUUUGGGCGAUUCGGAUAUGAUGCCCAUGUGCGGUCGUACGAUGAAGACCCGAGCGCUGCUCGAUCGAUCAGCGGCGCGAGUAGUGAAUCAUCAUCGCCUGCUUACGAGCGCGGCUUUGCGACGACUUUGAAGCUCUUCAAGACCCCUGUGGUGCGACAAUACUUCCACAAGGGCAUCCUCUGGCGAGCUUCUGGCGCUCAAGAAGUGCAGUCGUUCGAACUGUUCAUCGACCUUCUCUUCGUUGGAAUUAUUGCGGUGAUUGGAGAUGUCACUUCGGAGGACCCAACUGCCGUCUCCUUGCUGCGAUUCGUCAUCACAUUUACUCUAUCCUGGAAGAUCUGGAACGAUAUGGCGCUCUUCAUCAGCUGGUUUGAAACAGAUGAUGUUUUUCAGCGCGUGUCCGUGCUGUUCCUCUUAAUCUGCCUUUUUGGCUACACAACAAACAUCACUCACGCGUUCGAAGAGGAGAGCACAUACGCAACCUUGAUCGGCUUUUAUCUCGCCGCGAGAAUCUUCAUGGCUAGCUAUCUACUACUGAUCUCAUGGUUGAUCCCGAUGGUACGAUCGGUCAUGAUCUACCAUGCCAUAGCUAUUUUCAUCGCCGCAGCUUUGUGGAUCGGGUCUGUCCAUGUCGAAUACCCCAAUCAGCUGGCUUUGAUAUGGAUCGCAAUGUUCAUUGAGGUCACCGGCUCCGUGAGCCACGUCUUCGUCAAGUCCAUGCUUACUAAAAUUGCACCAUCCGCUGGCAGGUGGAUGGAGAAGAAGUUUGAAUUCUACCCAGCAAUCAACAUCGAACACCGGACCGAGCGCACAAAUGCUUUCGUCGGCCUCGUCUUCGGCUACACCGUCGUGGCAAUCCUCUUCCAAAGCGUCACCAACGGCAUCGAUGCCUUCUUCGGAAAAGCCGUCCUGGGCUUAAUCCAAUGCUUCAUUUUCAACUGGCUGUACUUCGAAGUCGAUGGGAGCAAUCUAUCCAAACAUGCCAUCCGCCGCAGCAAGACCAGCGCCUUCGCCUGGUCCUUGGCGCACCUCCCAUUCAUCAUGGCCUUUAUCCUCGCCGGCGGGGCCCUCGCACGACUCGUCGUCGCUCACGACUGUCCCGACACGGGACUCGAGCGUUUGACGGAGACAUAUCAGGAGCGCAGCGAAGGGGAAAUCCCCGGUGGGAUCCGCUGGUUCUACUCCGCGGGCCUGGGAACCGCGCUGAUCAUGAUGAUGACCAUAUCCAUCUCGCACGUGCACAAGGAGGUCGAUGGUCUGCGACUGCCCAAGAAAUUCCGCCUGGUGGCUCGCUUGGCGGUGGCGUGUGUGAUGGUCUUACUUCCGCUGGCGGAGAAUUUGAAUUCGCUUGAACUCAUCGGCAUCGUCACGGCGCUGCUUGUGUUCCUGUUGAUCUUGGAGUUAUGGGCGACGAGUAGCUGCAAUGAUAGGAUCUUUGGCCGUGCGACUCAAUGCAGAUAUGUCGGUCGAACGAGCAGGCGAAAUGUGGAAGCGCUUACUAGGGAUGAGAAGGGAGGCGUUGAUAUCGAUCAGCUUGAGGUUGACGAAGAGAAGGAGAGUGGCACCACGAUUUGUCCUUGAAGACGGAAGAAUCGCCAUGUGGGCCACUACGCAAGCAGAGAAAAAUGGAGCUCAUAGAUAGCAGGUAUUUUAUCCUCAUGAAGUGUGUUGCUGAUGAUGCUAACAAGAUGGAUCGUGUAAUUCGAAGUCUGCGCAUACCUUUUGCCGAGCAACUCAUGGACAGCCAUGCAAAGUCUUGCAGAAUCUAUACGCGCCAUAGGCUAUAGGGAGAAU